GAAACAAUAAAUCUCCUCUCUGCUGAACUCCCAAAGGGAGUGUGUGUGUUUCCUCCCGUUCUUUAUCAGAGCCCCCGAAAUAAGUAGGAAUGGGCAGUGGCUGUUCACAGUCAGCACACCUUUUCCAUUUGCUAAUCAGGUCCUGCCAGGCUGGAAGGGAGUUGUCCCUGUCUGACACUGGAGCGAGGAGCCACUGCGACAAUCCACAGGCACCAUGAAACUGCUCCAAGUGACCGUCCUUUGCCUUCUGACCAGCGUUGGUAGCAGUGAAGACCACCAAGCUGAAACUUCAACCAGUACUGUAUUAAGAUCAACAAUUUCUACAGCAAAAACAUCUGGACCAACACCAGUUACAAUGACAGCACCAAAUCUUGUUAUGCAAUCAACAGCUGGAACAUCUCCCAAAGGAAUAACCAACAAGGAAUUCUUACAAACAUCUCCGCUGCCAGCACUUGCUUCAUUAAUCACGACAGUUAAAGGUGAAGAAGCCACAACCAAUGAUGUGAAAAAGAAAGAGUUGACUACCAAAAGUGCAACAGUGACAGAUCUUCCACUUCCAAAUGAUGUUUCAACAUUACAAAGUUCCCAAAACAAGACUGAAAAUCAGAGUUCAGUCAAUACAACAGAAAGGCUAGUUAGCACUUCACAACCAGAUGCCUCACCUUCUAAAACCAGUAUAUUGCUCUCAAUAUCAACAGCAACUGCAGAAAACAUAUCACAAUCUCAAGGCACUGAGAGUGCAAAAAAUGCAAGCCCCUCUUCAGCCAGCUCCUCGCAUUCCAGUAUUAUUCUGCCGGUGGUUAUUGCUCUAAUUGUAAUAACACUUUCAGUAUUUGCUCUGGUGGGUUUGUAUCGACUGUGCAGGAAGACAGACCCAGGCACAGCAGAAAAUGGGAAUGACCAACCUCAGUCCGAUAAAGAGAGUGUGAAGCUCCUCACUGUGAAGACAAUUUCUCAUGAGUCGGGCUUAAUCUUCAGCUUCUAUGCUCCAGAAGUAGAAAGAGAGAAAGACCUGUGGAAUUAAUCCUGACUUCCAAUCCUGCUUGCCAAUCUACACCAGUCACCUGUCCCAACAAAAUGAUGUCCAGAUGACAUGCAAUAAUCUGAUAGUACAAAAAUUCCUGGGUCUCCUCUGUCCAUUGAGGCAGGAGAAAGCACAUUUGUACAUUGUUUAGGAACAUUCUCAGGAGAACCAAUUUUAGGAAAGGCAUUUGUGAGCAGUUAACCAGGCAGCCCAGGCGUGUGGGUUCCCUGACGACAUGACCUUCCCUCAAGUUUAAAGUUUCCAGAACUGACAGUUUUUAUCUAUGGCGCCUUUCCUACUUUCUUGGUGUUCUUCUAUUACCUAAUGCUUGUAUUUAUUGUUUUCUACUAUGACUAUGUUAAUGCAGGGAAAAUUUGCAAGUGUAUUAUUAAAUAUUAGGUAGAAAUCAUGACGUGCCACUUUGUACAUAAAGAUAUUUUAUUCAUAUGUUCAUGUGUUAGUUUUAAUAAAUAUUUACUGUAUUCAAUACACUAAAAUAUCAUAAUGUGACUGUGAAAAUGGCGAAGGUAUUGUCUCCCCAUAAUUAUGAAAAUUUUUGGAUUGACUAUUAGUUUAUGGGAACUCUAUAAUGAAAGGCAUCUGUAAUAAGUGAGAAAGGGACAGAAGAUUCAUGUAUUAGACCCUGUGAGAGGUAAGUCAUACCAUUUCUUUGGUCUUUCUAUUUGUAAUUCACACUAUGUAAUAAGGAUGUAAGGGCAUUUGUGACACUGUACUGCAUUCAUUGAGAAGAUAAGCAAGAUUGAGAGUGUUUCAUAAUCCUUUCAGUUAAGACUAUCUCUGUGCAUUUUUUAAAUUUCUUUUAGAAAUGUAAUGAUUUGUUCUGACAAUGAUUGUUAAUAGAAAUGAACAUUUCAUAAAUACAUGAUUGUGAUAUUAUUUUUCAGUGUAUCCCUUUCCUUAAAAAACAUAUGAUUAUAGCUGUCACUACAUCAGGAGCACAUUAUUCAGUGGAAAGCUGACUGAUCAACUUUGACCCCUUCUUGGACACGUGCAAUCAAAAUGUCAUGUUGGGUGGCGUUCUGUGGAAAGCUCUGAAACUAAUACGCUGCCAGUGGCAGCUCUUUCACUUGUAUGAUCACCUUUGCCGAGUCAAUGCUAAAUCAUCCUGGUGAUGUGAGGACAGUGCAGUAGAAUCUGAGCUGUGGAUGUAAAACUGCCUUUUAAAUUCCUUUUGUUGCAACGUAUUUGAAAACUUUCAGCUUUAAAGAUUAUAUAAAUAAUCAUCUUGGUUUUAGCUUUCCGAUGUCUGGACACUAAGACACCAGCAAGCAUAUCUAUAUUUCUAACUGGUGUCUCUUCAUGUUUCUUUGAGAAGGAAGAUAGGAAAUUUAAGGGGAAAGGGAAAGUAAAAGGGUAUAGAAAAGGGCAAAGACCCCCAAUACAUACACUUUCCCAUGAGAGAUGUUCUAUCCAUGUGUAACUCUAAACUAAAAGUCUUUUAUACUGGCGCGACAGGGGCUGGCAGAUACCAAGCAUGGGACAGUUGUCUUCAGAAGGAAAACAUGCCAACACCCCUAGAAUGCUUUACUGAGCUCCUCAGCAGAAGCCUUGUUACACACAAUGUGCUGAGAGAAACAAACUCUUCUGCAACUUAAAUUAUUGCAGUGAUAUGUUAUUCCGGUGUCUAGGAAAAACAUUUUCUUGACUUUGCAUAAGAAUUGUUGGAAGAAUUUACAAUGAUUGGGAAAAGGGAAAGCUUUUUGAUGGUCAUGAAAGGAUAAAAUUCAUUCUAGUUCAAGAAUUGUACAUAAAGAAUAUGCUUUAUACUAACAACUAUAGCAUUAAAUCUUCAGAGUCAAAGUGGUAAGAAGAUUCAGGAAUUUGCAGCUAUUCAUGGCAUUUUGUAGCAUCAAUCUCAGAUGUCUGCAUUUUCAUAAAUCAACUUAAUCUAUUGAAAUAAGUUUCUAGGCAACAUUAUCAUUAAUU
This is a messenger RNA of Eptesicus fuscus (big brown bat), 2971 nucleotides long. It is a transcript of the gene EMCN, whose product is annotated as endomucin. The transcript has 11 exons. The record is from RefSeq and is a predicted model, not a curated record. Bases 215 to 1024 code for a protein of 269 amino acids. Lineage: Eukaryota; Metazoa; Chordata; Mammalia; Chiroptera; Vespertilionidae.